Arachis duranensis is the source of this 1182-nucleotide messenger RNA. RefSeq lists its product as uncharacterized. NCBI's taxonomy places the organism in Eukaryota, Viridiplantae, Streptophyta, Magnoliopsida, Fabales, Fabaceae. Bases 1 to 1182 code for a protein of 393 amino acids. The transcript has 4 exons. Gene Ontology annotation, molecular function: zinc ion binding. The record is from RefSeq and is a predicted model, not a curated record.
AUGAUCGGAACAAUUUUACAAGAUCAUUCCAAGUUGGACUCGGAUACAGUUGCUGAGGCUAUAAGGCCAUUGGUCGAGACGGACCUGUCCAUCAAGGUGAAAUCUAUAAUUGCGGAAGUCCAGUCAAGGUACACUUCUAGUCGCUGUUGCACAAGAUGGAAACUAGAACAUUGUGCCUUUGCCUUGGUGGAAGGUGAGACAGUUGAUGUGUGGCACUUCUUUCUUAGGAAUCUGGGAACGUAUGUUGUUAGAAAAGACGGUGUGGGUAUGAUCUCAGACCGGCAUGAGUCAAUACGGGCAGCAGUUAAUCGUUCCAGUGGUGACUGGCAACCUCCAAGAGCAUGGUGGAUAUUUUGUAUAAGACACAUCGGCAGUAACUUCUUAAGGGCAUUCAAAGUCCCUCACUUACAAAAGCUUAUUGUCAACGUAGGGUAUUCAAGAACGGUAGAGGAGUACAAUAUCAACUAUAAGAGGUUGGAAGAGCGAGGCGAGGCAUAUGCCAGGUGGUGCGAUGCCAUCGGACUCAAACAUUGGGUAUUGGCAUUCGACGAGGGACAUCGAUGGGGGCAUAUGACAACGAACCUUGUCGAGUGCAUUAACUCAGUGUUGAAGGGUGCCCGUAAUCUACCUGUGUUGGCGCUUGUCCGAGCAACAUAUUAUAUGUUAAAUGAACUCUUUAUGCGGAAGAGUGCCGAAACUCAUGAACGCAAGCGUGCUGGAUUUACGUACUCUGCAUUUGCGCAACAGCGGAUAGAAGCAAGUAUGCAACAGGUUGGGAAUAUAGUUGUGCGCCGCUUUGAUAGACGAAAUGAGGUGUUUGAGGUGCGCGAAAUGACUACUGGAAAGGUGUUAGUUGUUGAUCUUGCACGACGGACGUGUGACUGUGGGCACUUUCAGGUUGAACGAAUACCAUGUCGCCAUGUUAUUGCUUGCUGUGCUAACCAGCGUCUCGAUUGGCAGUUGUAUGUGCAUGAUAUGUACAAGAUGAUGGAAGUUCGUAAGACGCGAUAUACAAACAAGCAUCUUGUUAAUUUGGAUAUUGCAUCACAAGAAGAAAUAAAGAUUAUAAAAUUGCACUCUAUAUAUAAGAAAUAUGCCCAAACUCCCAAUAAGACAAAUGAUUCAAGAAAAAUAGUUAAUGAUACUCUAGAUGCAGCAGAGACUGAGACACAAGACAAUUGA